Molecule: messenger RNA, 1044 nt
Organism: Camellia sinensis
Lineage: Eukaryota; Viridiplantae; Streptophyta; Magnoliopsida; Ericales; Theaceae
Source: RefSeq, a predicted model, not a curated record
UUCUAUUUUUGUCAGGAAAAUAUUAUAGAUAAAUAAGACUUGAAUUCUUAGCCCAUAUCCCCAAAUGGUGGCUUUCAUGUCUGGGAUUUUUGUUUUUAGCAGUUGUUCUCUUCUUAUUGUGCUGGAAGAUAGUGAGAAAACUGGCAAAGUGACAUCUGCAGGGAUGUAUUUCUUACAUUUUCAAGUGUACAGAAUGGAUUCAACCUUGAAUGCGUUGGCAAUGGCUAAGGACCCUGAAGCUGCUUUCUUCAAAAGGGUGGAAGGCCUUCAACCUUGUGAAGUCCGAGAACUAAAAGCUGGCACUCACAUAUUCGCCGUUUAUGGUGAUAACUUCUUCAAAACUGCUUCUUACUUCAUCGAGACUCUUUGUGCAAAGUCUUACGAGGAUACAACACAUAAGCUUAAGGACAUUGAGGCUCAGAUUCUAAUGAAGAGAACUGAGCUACGCCAAUUUGAGACAGAAUACAGAAAGGCAUUUGCGCGCUUUCAAGAAGUGACCAAUAGAUGCACCCAGGAAAAGCAGUCGGUUGAUGAGCUACUGAAACAGCGAGACACUAUCCACUCCUCAUUCACCGUAGUCAGGUCAGUUGUUGUCAGUGGUGGGAGCGGCACUCAUGUUAGUAAUGGAAGUAGUAGUAAAGUUCCCGGUGAGGAUUUCAAGGCUGAGAGCCCGGGGGAAGAUGGAGGGUCAGAUGGGAAGGAUAAAUCGUCCAAGAAGAAAUGGUUCAAUCUUAACCUGAAAGGAUCCGAUAAAAAAUUUGGUUAAGACUUGAAAGAGAGUGCUUAGAUAUUCAUUAUAUUGUUUGAGAACACUUGGGCCACCAGCUUGCUUGCCUGCUAGAGGUAUUACUUGUUUGAUUUAUUAUAUCUUCGUUGUGGAUUCCCUGGGGUUGUUCUUCUUAACAGUUUGUUGUAGUUGAUUUCUUCAAACAUAGUGAAAGAUGUGUGUAUCAAUAUCUGUGUUUUUUUUUUUUUUUGAAAUGAAUUGCUUGUCAAGCUCUUCAAGUUCAUGUAGCAGGUAGAACAGAUUUUUGAUACGGUGAU